Amaranthus tricolor (Joseph's coat) is the source of this 1250-nucleotide messenger RNA. Its product is annotated as methylesterase 17-like. The record is from RefSeq and is a predicted model, not a curated record. Gene Ontology annotation, molecular function: methyl jasmonate esterase activity; methyl indole-3-acetate esterase activity; methyl salicylate esterase activity. NCBI's taxonomy places the organism in Eukaryota, Viridiplantae, Streptophyta, Magnoliopsida, Caryophyllales, Amaranthaceae. Gene Ontology annotation, biological process: jasmonic acid metabolic process; salicylic acid metabolic process. The transcript has 4 exons. The coding region runs from base 113 to 946 and encodes 277 amino acids.
AAGCUAGCUAGCAUUUCCCAUCCUACGGCUAACAAUCAAACAAUUUAUUAAUAAUAAACAGUCCACUUUCUUAUUUGUCAUCCUAAUUCCUAUUUCCUAUUUCCUAUUUCCUAUGGGUGAACAAGUUUUAGAAAAUAAUACUCGUAAUAAAAUGUCAAAUAUAGGUAUAGACACCUCAUCAUCUCCUCAUUUCAUCUUAGUUCAUGGUGUUAGCCAUGGAGGUUGGUGUUGGUACAAAGUUCGAGCACUCUUGGAGACAUCGGGCUGUUCGGUCACCUGUAUUGACCUCAAAGCUUCGGGUAUAGACUCAUCCCAUCCUGACUCAGUCGUCUCCUUUAAUGACUACAACCACCCACUUCUUAAUCUCCUGGCUUCUCUUCCCAAUCAUAAAAAGGUGAUAUUGGUAGGGCAUAGUGCAGGAGGAAUUAACGUGACAGAUGCCUUACACAAGUUCCCAGAAAAGAUACAAGCUGCUGUGUAUAUUGCAGCCACUAUGCUCAAAUUGGGUUUUCACUCUGAUCAAGACCUUAAAGAUGGAGUACCAGAUUUAUCGGAAUUUGGACAAGCAUAUGAUUUGAGAUUUGCAUUAGGGAUGGACCAGCCUCCUACAAGUUUCAUUAUUAAAAAAGAAUUACAACGACAAAUUUUAUACCAAAUGAGUCCUCUUGAGGACAGCGCACUAGCAUCGUUGCUAUUGCGACCGGCCCCAAUGGUUCUCACACAAGUAAAAUACGAAGAAGCAAGAAAAGAAUCAGAAAAUGUAGAUCGUAUAUACAUCAAGACGUUACAAGAUAGAGUUAUGAAACCAGAACAACAAGAAAAUAUGAUAAAGAGGUGGGCACCAUCACAAGUUUAUGCAAUUGGUAGUGACCAUAGCCCUUUUUUCUCUAACCCACUUGUGCUCUCUGGCUUGCUUCUUAAAGUUGCUACUCUUCCUACUUUAUAAUCCUAAUCCUUUCUUGCACUUUUCUUACUUUGGACUUUGGAGCACAAUUCUCACAUGGCUUGUUGUUUUUACUUUAUAAAUCAUUGUUUAAAGCAUUUCACUUUGUGAUUUUCAUCUCAAUAUAGGUCUAUUUGGAACAUGUAAUUUAUAGGUACAAAUUAUUAUUUUAUUAUAUUUGUAAUUUUCUUUAUCGCUAUUAUACAUAUUUGUAAUUCAUCUUUAUUGAUUUGAAUAUGGGAUUGUAAUUGUAUAGUCAUUUGUGAUAUAUGCAAAUAUAUUUGAAAAAUUAUGAGAAACUAUCUUA